Messenger RNA from Harmonia axyridis, 1870 nucleotides. RefSeq names its product aarF domain-containing kinase 1 (gene Adck1). The transcript is spliced from 5 exons. Lineage: Eukaryota; Metazoa; Arthropoda; Insecta; Coleoptera; Coccinellidae. The coding region runs from base 150 to 1700 and encodes 516 amino acids. The record is from RefSeq and is a predicted model, not a curated record. Gene Ontology annotation, biological process: lipid homeostasis; mitochondrion organization. Gene Ontology annotation, cellular component: mitochondrial inner membrane.
GAGAGAUAACCUUAUAAAUGAUAAUAAAUCGGAGCUAAAAUUUCAAAUGUACUGAUGAAUUAGAAAGUUUAUUGCUAUGAAACUUUGUGCAAUAUUUGACACAAAAAAUUUAGUGUUAGUUAUGUGUUUAAUUUAAUGUUAUAGAAAACAUGUUAUUCUCAAAAUUCAAACACUUUUCAAAGUAUGCCUUGAUAGCUGGAACUUUGGUGACAACAAGUUAUAGUUUACAUGAAAAUAACUAUGACAUAAAUUCCUUAGGCAUUGUAAGGUUCACAAGAGCUGCAGCGACUGUUUUAAAAAUUGGAGCAACAUAUAAGAAUGAAUUAUAUGGAUCUGGUCUUGAGAAAGGAAGUCCUCAAUACAACAAACUUAAAUCAGAAAUUCACAAGAAAAGUGCUGAGAAACUUUUAGAUUUAUGCUGUACUAAUAAAGGUGUAUAUAUCAAAGUUGGUCAGCAUAUAGCUACGUUAGAUUAUAUUUUACCUAGUGAAUUUGUUAAAACUAUGAAAAUUUUGUAUAGCCAUGCUCCAAAAAAUGAUUUAAAAGAUGUUUAUAAGGUAUUGCGACAGGAUUUAAAGAAAAAUCCUGAGGAAAUUUUUGAAUCGUUUGACCCAGAGCCUUUAGGAACAGCUUCAUUAGCUCAAGUUCACAAAGCAGUAUUGAAAGAUGGAACGUGUAUUGCAGUAAAAGUACAACAUCCUUAUGUUCAAGGAAAUGCCAAAGUUGACUUGAAAACAAUGGAGUACUUAGUAAAAUUAAUGAGUUUUGCAUUUCCUGAAUUUAAAUUUCAAUGGUUGGUAGAUGAGACGAAAAAAAACAUUCCUCAAGAAUUGAAUUUUGAACAGGAAGGCAAAAAUGCUGAAAAGAUCCAGAGUCUUUUCAAAAAUACUGAAUGGCUGCGUGUUCCAAAAAUUAUAUGGGAUCUGACAACUCCAAGGGUUUUAACAAUGGAAUUUGUUGAAGGUGGUCAAGUAAAUGACUUAGAUUAUAUAAAAGAACAAAAGAUUGAUCCUUACGACAUCAUAGACAAACUUGGAAAAUUGUACUCCCAAAUGAUUUUUAAGCAUGGAUUUGUUCACAGUGAUCCACAUCCUGGUAACAUUCUGAUUUCCAAAUCUGAGAGAGGUGACUGUAAUUUAACUCUUCUAGAUCAUGGUUUAUAUGCGGUUCUGAGUGAUGAGUUCCGACUAAACUAUGCAAAUUUUUGGUUGAGUAUAUUGAAUAGAAACAGGCAAACCAUGAAAUUACACAGUAAACAAUUAGGAAUUGAUGGAGAUCUUUAUGGAAUGUUUGCCUGUAUGGUAACAGGUCGAUCAUGGGAAAGUAUUAAUAAAGGAAUAGUAAUAGAUGGAGUUCCUUCUAAAGGAGAAAUGGAUUUUGUGAAACAAAAUUUAUCUUCAAUUUUACCUCAAAUGUCAACAGUACUAGACAGUGUUAAUAGACAGAUGAUUCUAAUUUUCAAAACUAAUGACCUAAUAAGAGGUAUAGAACACACAUUAAAAACCUCUAAGAAAAUGAGAGCUUUCAAAGUGAUGUCUGAAUGUUGUGUUAACUCGGUUUAUGAUCAGAAGAAAAUGAAUUGUUCAUCAAAUCUCGAAAAGCUCAAGAUUCAACUAGCACAAUUUUGGGCAUUAUUGAAAUUGACUGUUUACUACAAAUACCUGCAACUUACAAAUUUUUCUAUAAGGUUAUUUGUAUGAAUUAUAUUUUUAAUAAUUUAUCUAAUUAUGUGUUCAUAAAAUUCAUAGAUAUUAUUGAAAGAAAAAUAAUUAUAUAAAGAUAUUUUUUUAUUUAUUUGUCUUUUAAAUUCUUGAACUAUUUUGAAAUAUAUUGUUUUGAAAAGAAUAAAGUUUAAGAGUCUGAAAAAUUA